Messenger RNA from Saccharomyces cerevisiae S288C, 2127 nucleotides. It is a transcript of the gene SPP382, whose product is annotated as mRNA splicing protein SPP382. Lineage: Eukaryota; Fungi; Ascomycota; Saccharomycetes; Saccharomycetales; Saccharomycetaceae. Gene Ontology annotation, cellular component: cytoplasm; nucleus. The transcript has a single exon. Bases 1 to 2127 code for a protein of 708 amino acids. Gene Ontology annotation, biological process: mRNA splicing, via spliceosome; spliceosomal complex disassembly. The record is from RefSeq and is marked reviewed. Gene Ontology annotation, molecular function: nucleic acid binding.
AUGGAGGAUUCGGACUCCAACACAGAUAAAAAGUUCUUUUUCAAAAAAAGAAGAAUCGAUUCCUAUAAUUAUAGCGAUGAGGAAGAUAAUAAUUCAAGCAUGAAUAGUGACAUGACAUACACUAAUGAUGCCUUGAAAACUAGUAGCGGCAAUGCCCCAACGAUCUCAAAAUUAACGAAGACAUAUGGUAUUGGUGCGAAGUUACUUUCGAGUAUGGGAUAUGUUGCGGGAAAAGGCCUUGGGAAGGAUGGUUCUGGUAUAACUACACCAAUAGAAACCCAAAGCCGACCUAUGCACAAUGCAGGUCUAGGAAUGUUUUCAAAUACCAACUCCAGUAACUAUCACAGUGAAAAUGAGGAUUACUUGAGCUCUGAGGAUGAGGUGGUUGAAGGUAUAGAACAAGUCAAAUUCAAUAAAACCUCCACGGAGGUUUUAGGCGAAGCGUUGUUAAAUGAUAGUGGUGAUAUGACUAUAGUGCGAACACUGAGAGAAUUGAGGUUAGCAGGGGUACAAUUACCAGAGAGUAUCCUAAAAGAAUUAGACCCUUUAAAUGCAGUACCAAAGCCGAAAAAAGAUGUUGUUGUGGAGAUAUUGCAAGAGCUGCUGGGUAUUGAAAAAAGUUUGGAAGCUAUUCGUCAGCGCACCUCUCCGUUAGAAGUGCAAGUCAAAGAAUAUUAUGGACAAGAGAGGCUUCUUUCUGAAUUGGAGGUUACUUUGAGGGACGAAAGCAAGCAUGUUUCCCUGUAUGAUAAGAUUGGUGCUAUUUUAAAAUUGUCCGACGACGAGCUCAUAGAUAGGCUAACGUCCUGCUUAUUGAGAAAAGAAUUACUAAUAGAAUUUGAUUUGGAUCAUUUAGAAAAGCCAAACGAUAUACUUGAUGAGUUAACGCAAAUUAUAGAACUACUCGCAUAUAGAAUGGAUACAACUUCGAAAUUUUUGAACAGGACACAAACAACAAUCUUUAAAGUUAUAUAUCCCAAACUCAAAAAAUUUUGGGAAGGGUUUGAUAUGACUAAAUCAAAAAUCGACAGCGCUAUCACCCUAUUACUGGAUUUCCAACAAGUGCUAAGUUUUAUCGGGUGUAAAGAGCAUAUCAUGGAGGAAUUCGUCUAUCCAAAGCUAUUACAGGAAUUAGAUAAUUGGGAACUUCACGAUGAAGUAGACCAUGUUUCGCCAAGAAUAUGGGUCUUGGAUUUUAUGGUUUUAAUUGACGAUAAGAUCAAAGACACAAUUGUGGACAAGAUUGAAGCAAAAUUUUUUGCUUAUUGUAAAAAUUGGUACCAUAGGGAAUCAUUUUGUAUCACUAAUUCUGAUAUUAUAUUUAUCAAAGAACUUAUCUGCGAACGAAGAUAUUACAAAAUUUUAUGUAAAGAGUUUCUUCCUAAAUUCCUGGACGAGCUGUGGGAAAGACAUAAUGACCCCAUCUACGAGUUAGAGGAUUGGAAGGAAAAACAGGAAUGGAAAGAAAAAGAUUCUGGAUUUUUCUAUUUUAUGAAAAAACUGAGAAGUUAUACCCAUUAUUUUCAUCCAAAACAGUAUGAAUUGAUGAUGCGGGGAACCUUUAAUAAUAUAAACAAAAUACUCUAUCAAUGGCAUCUUUAUAGUACAGUGGAAGACUUACACAAGUCAAAGUGGUGGCUUAAUUGGCUGAUGAAUACGGUAUUUGAGCACUCUUUACCAACAGAAAUAGAACUAUCGGAGAUCAGAAAAAGCUAUAAUAUAUUCGCUAUGUCUCAUAGGUACCACCUUGAUAAAUCUACAUUAGAUGAAGAUUUCGAUUUGAGACAGGGUUUACGAAACUUAAUGGAAACACAAGUGAUCGACGAUAUUAGUCAAAGCGAACAAGAACCUACCUAUACUGUACAAAAUAUUCCGCUUGGAAAAGUUAGCAGCUCUUUCAAGGAUGUGGUAGAAGACUACUGCCUGGAAAAAGGGUACUUGAUCAGCAAAAUACCAAAUAGGUACACUCAACUGCCAUAUGGAAGAGACCAAGAUUGUAUAGUUCCUUUAUUUGAGAUCCGAAACGGGAAGAAAAAAAUGGAAGUUGCUUUGAAACAUGAUAUUCUUUGGGUGGAGGAUUCCAGUGGGACCUUUAAGCCAAUUUAUUUAUGGGCCCUUGACCUCUAG